AUGAUACAAACCGUCCAUCGACCAAAAGUCGCCCAGAUUGGCUGGAAAACCCUCUACGUCAAGGACAUUGUCGGGAUCGACUUGUGGGAGGAGCCGUGUGUUAUCGCUAGUGAUGUCGGCUCUUUUAGCGUUCUUAAGGCGUCGAGUUGCGUUCACGACCCUGGUGACAGGGCAGGCCAGGAAGCUUCUCUCUUCCAUCCACGCACGCACCCUAUCAACUACUUCGCCAACAGAGCAGCCCUCUUCCCUGCUGCCUCUCACACCAAGAAUUUCGAUAAAUCAUUGUCCAUCACGUUUCGUUUGGGGCCCAUCACCGAAGUUGAAGAUGCCUCGGAGCGGUCCAGCUCCGAUCAGCAAGCAGCCAAAGCCGGAACCGGCCGGUGA
Messenger RNA from Colletotrichum costaricense, 384 nucleotides. RefSeq lists its product as uncharacterized. The coding region runs from base 1 to 384 and encodes 127 amino acids. The transcript has 2 exons. The record is from RefSeq and is a predicted model, not a curated record. NCBI's taxonomy places the organism in Eukaryota, Fungi, Ascomycota, Sordariomycetes, Glomerellales, Glomerellaceae.